GGUCAUUUGAGGUUAUCUAAAGUUCAUUUAAUUUUAAAUCAGUCAAGAAAUGUCUCUGGAAAGUUUGAAUACACUGGAGACAGGGAGCACAACUGCUCUAUGAAAAUACACCAAGUGGAGCAUUCGGAUGCCGGAAAAUAUUUUUUCAGAUACAACAACAACAAAGGAUGCCCCAAUAAAUGUAUAUUUUUAAAGGUCACCGAUCUGAACAUUUUAGCUGAAACUGCUGAUGGAGAAGCAUUUAAAGAAGGGGAUUCAGUGAAUCUUACCUGCAUCAACAAUUGUGAUGACAUCAAUACCUCAUCUGCAUACUCCUGGUUUAAAGAUGGGGAAAGCAUAAAUGAAGGCCAUGUACUUCAUUUGACAAAUGUGUCGACUAAACAUUCAGGAAACUACACCUGCUCCCUUAAGGUGCAAAAGGACACAACUUCAGAAGUCUUUCGUCUUGAUGUUGAAUAUGGACCCAAAAACACAUCUGUGCUCAUCCGGUCAUCAUCUGAAGCAGACACUAAUGGCAGCAUCAUCCUGAUCUACAGCAGUGAUGCACAGCCCCCUGUGCAGAAUUACAGUUGGUUUGAAAUAGUUGAUGGUCAGUUGCUGAAUGUUGGACAUCAGGCUGAGAUGUUUCCAGAACACAGUGGCCAGUAUUUAUGCAGCGUCUCCCACAAACAUGGAAGUCAGAACUCCACUGUUUUCACCCUGAAGAUGAAAACCUGGACUUUUCUGAGAGAUGUACUUGUCACCAUUACAGUUGCCAUUGUUUUAGUCAUGACUGCUAUUAUUGCUGUUUGUAGGAUUACCAAAAACAAAAGUAAAACAACAGAAGCAGCACAUCAGGAGGAAAGACAGCAGAUAGAUGCUACCAUCCAGCAUGGAGGAAGUCACUGUUUUCAAUCUGAAGAUCUUAUAUUUGAAGAAACAACAACAGAAGUAAUUUAUGCAGCUAUUGAAUUCCAAACGAAUCGAGUGCCAAACAAGGAGCAGAUGGACUACCAAAGUGAAUCUGUUAUUUACAGCACAGUUUGCAGGUAAAGUUCUUUAGAAUUGUAUUUUGUAUAUCUUUUUUUUUGUUGAACAUAAUCAUAACAAUAUUUUGCUUCUUUUUCAGGUCCCAGCUUUUAAACCACUCAAAUAGGGCAUCCUCUUGAUAUGACUGUGA
This is a messenger RNA of Cyprinodon tularosa, 1159 nucleotides long. Its product is annotated as B-cell receptor CD22-like. The record is from RefSeq and is a predicted model, not a curated record. The transcript is spliced from 7 exons. Lineage: Eukaryota; Metazoa; Chordata; Actinopteri; Cyprinodontiformes; Cyprinodontidae. The coding region runs from base 100 to 1032 and encodes 310 amino acids.